This is a messenger RNA of Pectinophora gossypiella (pink bollworm), 1202 nucleotides long. RefSeq names its product sarcoplasmic reticulum histidine-rich calcium-binding protein-like. Bases 158 to 1132 code for a protein of 324 amino acids. NCBI's taxonomy places the organism in Eukaryota, Metazoa, Arthropoda, Insecta, Lepidoptera, Gelechiidae. The record is from RefSeq and is a predicted model, not a curated record. The transcript has 2 exons.
UAGUGUGUGUUUUGCACGGUGAUAAAACUGUUUUGCAUACCAGCGAACCGUCUUACGUACCCUUCGAAGUGCAUUUGAGUUAAAAUGUAUGCAUCGUUAGUUAGUCUUCACAAAUACUUAAUUAAAUUGCUUGUAGCAGUCCAAUACACAUCUCAAGAUGAGAACAGCUGUGAGUGUGUUGUUGGUGGUGGCGGCGUCGUCGGCGGUGCACGUGGGCUACGUGGCGCCGGUGGCCAGCGGGUACAUCUACCGCAGCGACAACAACGGGCCGGCGAGCCUCAUCCAGCUGGGCGCGGUGCCCUACCAGCAGCCGCACGCCUUCGCGCCCCCGUUACCCAUAGCUCAACCCCCAAAGCUCGAGGCUUUCGAAGCGUACGAUCUUGCUCCCGCGCCGUUACCUUACAUAGCCGCGGAACCCAUAGUUGAGGUUGACGCUGGUGCCGAAGAUGAAGAUGACGACGAUGAUGAUGACGACUCCUCUGAAGAAUAUCUGGAUCACGGUCACGGUUACGAAAAGAAGGGUGGCAAUGACUAUGGAGCGGAACACCAUGAAGUGCACGGCGAAAAGGGAAGCAAAGGAUAUAGCUCCAAGGAUCAUCACGCUGAUGGAGAAUCUGGUCACUACGGUAAGGAGCACAACGAAGGUUUCUACAAGGAAAGCGAAGGCAAAGUGAACCAUCACCACGACGAUGCGGACGCCCACGGCAAGCACCACGAAGCUGGAGGCAGUUACAAGGGCGGCAACCACGGCCACAAGAAACAUCACAGUAAAGGAGAAGAAGUGACUGGAUACCACAAAGUGUUCCACAAGGACGAGUUCAAGAAGGACCACGACUUCUAUGAUGUAGCCGACAAUAGCGGUCAUUUCAAGAAGUACGGCCAUGAACAUGAGAAGCACGGGUCGCAAGAAGGCGCGGAGAAGGAGGGUGGUCACCAUGACUCGGCUUUCAAGAAGGGUGAGUUUGGCAAGGCCGGCCAUCAUGCUAAAGGUCAUUCUGAUGAGAGCGACGACGGCGUAUCCUCAGAGGAGGGCCAUGAGAGCCACUACAGCCAAGAAGAAGACUACGGCAAGAAGGGAGGAAGCAGUCAAGAGAAGGAAUACGAGUACGAAGACGACGAUGAUGAAGAUUGAAUGCUCAAACUCUAAUUAUUGUGUUUAUUUGUUAACUUUUUAACUUACUUUUCUCUAGUUUGUUAUGUUU